AAGGCGCAGUCCCAAACGCACGGGACAUCCACGCUGCAUCACCCAAGCGUUGCCGUGCGCUGUCUGGCUGCCUAUUAUAGCGCUUAUCCGCCCUCUGCGUCUGAUCCCGCACAAUGAAACGUAACUUAUUGUGUGGAGUUGAAACUCAUGUGUUCGUCAUGUCGUCGAAUCCGUAGGUUUUCACCAUACAAAAGAAACGGGGAGCGGCAGACUGCCGAUAGCGGAUGAUGGAUUUGCCAUCAUGGUAGAAUCGGAGGGUUAGGUUUAACAAAGCGGACCUGCGCGUCCACUGUAGGGGGACAGCGGCGACACCGGCGCGGACAGCCCGCGCCUACGACUCCUGUUUCGCGAGCAUCGCCGUGCACGGCGCUCCUUUCCCCGGCUAUGGCGCUGGUCACCCUGCAGCGAUCGCCGACUCCGAGCGGCACCGCCAACGCGGGGGAGGUUUUGGGGAGUGAUGAUGAGCGGAGGCUGAGCAGGAGACAGUCGAUGAGCAACAUGCCCUGCACUUCGAAGGGAGUCGCACCUCGCUCUUCUGGGAGAAUUCACCAGGCCACGAGACCCUCUUUCCCUCAUUUGUACUGAAGGUUUCAUAGGAAGUGUAAUAUAUGGUCACUUCCAGGGAAAUCUUUAGUUUCCUGUAAAGUCGUGAUACUUCAGGUUCAUGGAAACCAGGAAAACAUCCCAUCUGUUUCGGCAGAAGCGAUGAAACCCCACAGAUCUGUUUUAGCUUUUGAACUGCAUGCCCUUACGCGAAAGCGUCCAUUUCUCCUGCAUGUUUGUUCAUUUGUUUGGCUUUGGAACCGGCUGAAUUUCAUGAGGAAUUAGUGUCAUUCAAAUAAAUAUUUGGGGUGGUAAGGUCUGCAGGCGAUGACGAAAGCACAUCGCUUUCACGCACGGUUCCCUCUCAGCGCAUGUUUCCAUAAUCCCUGUAAGAACAAGAUUGCAGCUGUGAAAAGUGAGACUCCCCCUUGAGAGGGCCCCGUUGCAGUAUAAUAAGGCCACCGGUGCAAGAAACCCCCCUCGGGCACCCCCGUGCCUGAGUUUCAGCGACGCCCAGGUGAGGGCUGAUUGGCUGCUCACACGCGUUGAGGCGUGCCGGCACGCUCUCCCUGGAGUGCCGCGGGCUGUUCCUCGCUCACUCUGAGCAGCGUUAGAGAGCAGGACGGUUGGCCGGUGGCAGCAUAGCGGGCGAGAUGCAGGAGUGGCGUCUCUCCUCGGGACGGGACGUCUCGCUUUCCGCCGUCCCUGGAUGCCGCUGCGGCAGCUGUGGCACCCGGCUACGCUGAGGAGCAUGUGACAGGAGGGAGCGGCAGAGACCUCGCAGGGGAGCUGCCGGCUGGCUGCGUGACAGGAAGCUGCAGAGGCUCACCAUUUGUGGGGGGGGGGGUGUCUGUCAAUUGAGGAACAGUGUUGCCAUUGGCUCAAAGGGGCUGCGGUGGGUAACCACAAGAGGAAGAUCAGCUGGGGAGGGGGGUGGGGAAGACGGACAGGACGCACCAUGGAGGGGGGCACGGGUAAAAUCAUUGCCCCAGGAAGGUGACUGGCUAGAGGGUCAAUCAGUCCCUGGGUGCCCCUGAGGUGCCACUGGAAAUACUGGGUUUUCCUUAUUACACCUCCGACGUGGAGGCCCCCACGGCAGGCGGCGCACCCCCCAGGUAAAGCACAACUUUUAUUAGUGGAGUAGUGAAAGAGGACCACGGGGGGGUGGGGGGACAGCUGCAGGCUGGCCUCAGGGACCGGCGACAGGGACGAGCCGCGGGGAGGCGGGUCGGAGGAGGAGGAAGAGCGGCCCAGCAUGCAUCUGGAGCUGGAUGCCCCCCCGGGGGCUGCUAUGAGGGGGCUGCCCCACUUUGUGGAGAACGCUAUGCUGACUCAGAGCCAGAUAUGUCAAAUCCUGAGCGAGAGCUUCUUCAUGGUGAGGGAUGCGGCUCUGCUGCUGCAGCAAGGCCAGAAGGCCCUCCCACCUGGGCAGAAGGCCCUCCCACCUGGGCAGAAGGCCCUCCCCCAGCACAGGCAUGCAGGGGACUUACCACAGCACCUGCAGGUGAUGAUUAACAUCCUGCGUUCAGAGGACAAGAUCAAGCUGGCUGUACGUCUAGAGAGUGUGCAGACCGACCGUGUCAGGUACAUGGUUGUGGUCUACUCCAGCGGCCGGCAGGACGCCGAAGAGAGUGCUCUCCUGGGCAUGGAUUUCACAAACAAAGACAGCAAAAGCUGCUCCAUUGGGUUGGUCCUGCCACUGUGGAGCGACACAAAGAUCCACCUGGAUGGGGACGGUGGCUUCAGCGUGAGCACAGCGGGCAGAACGCACAUCUUCAAGCCAGUGUCGGUGCAGGCCAUGUGGUCGGCCCUGCAGGUCCUCCACAAGGUGUGCGAGGUGUCACGCCGUCAUAACUACUUCCCCGGGGGCACGGCGCUGGCCUGGACAGGCUGCUACGAGAGCUGCCUGGCCUCCGAGCAGAGCUGCAUUAACGAGUGGAACUCCAUGAAGGACCUGGAGACCACGCGUCCCGACUCUCCGGCCCUCUAUGCCGACAGGCCCACUGAGCGGGAGCGAACGGAAUGUCUCGUCAGAGCCAAGCUCCGGAGCAUCAUGAUGUCCCAGGAUCUGGAAAAUGUUACCUCCAAAGAAAUCCGUACCGACCUGGAGCAGCAGAUGAACUGCAACCUGAAGGAGUACAAGGAGUUUAUCGAUAACGAGAUGCUGGUCAUACUGGGCCAGAUGGACAAGGCCACGCCCAUCUUCGACCACCUCUACCUGGGCUCAGAGUGGAACGCCUCGAACCUGGAGGAGCUCCAGAACUCGGGAGUUGGCUACAUCCUCAACGUCACACGGGAGAUCGAUAACUUCUUUCCCGGGACCUUCGCCUACUACAACAUCCGGGUUUAUGACGAGGAGGCAGCCGACCUGCUGGCCCACUGGAACGACACGUACAACUUCAUCGUGAGAGCCAAAAAGAACCACUCCAAGUGCCUGGUCCACUGCAAGAUGGGCGUGAGCCGGUCCGCCUCCACGGUGAUCGCCUACGCAAUGAAGGAGUACGGCUGGUCCUUGGACAAGGCCUACAGCUUCGUCAAGCAGAAGAGGAGCAUCGCCUGCCCCAACGCCGGCUUCAUGAGGCAGCUGGCCGUGUACGAGGGCAUCCUGGAUGCCAGCAAACAGCGGCACAAUAAGCUGUGGGGUUCCGGCCCAUACAGUGAUGUUCCGGACGGGCCGCAAGGCUCAGCCCAGAGCCAGGGUGCCGACGAGCCAGACGACGUGACUGCAGCACCUCCCCCCCGUGACUCCUCGUGGGGGGGUGCUUCCUGCAGGGCUGUUGGGACGGAGGUGGACCCUGCCGACCCCCCUAACUUCAACUACUGCUUCCGCCGCCUGUCCGACUCCGCUCUGGAUAGCGAGCCGUCCACCCCGGUCCGAACCCCGGGGGGCCCUACGGUCUAUAUCGAGGUGGAGGAUGUGGAGAGGGAUGCCCUGCUGGAUGAUGCAGGCUUUGGCAGCCGCGGGGGACCCCUGUCUCACCUGCACAGGGAGCCCCUAGAGGAGCUACGCGCCCGACUGGAAUUCAGCACCGUGGAAGAGGAGGACGAGGAGGACGUGGUGCGGGAGGAGACGGAGGCGGCCCAGCUAGAGGGGAGGGCCCCUGACCUGGGAAACAGCAGGCUAGCGUCAAGCUCCGCCUCCCUGGCAGCCCGAAACCGCUUCAACAACGAAAACGCCAACAACAGCAACCGGCUGAGUGCCAAGCGGAGCUGUCCAUCCGGCUUUGAUGACAGUGCUAGCAUCGGGAAGCCUUACAAAGUGAAGCCCUCCUACCAGCCCACUCCGGAUGGCCCCCGCAUGCUGCCCGGCCGCGGGUACAAGGCGGCCGCCACUGACCGGAGCCGUCGCCUUAACCCCGCCCGCUUCGGCGGCAUCGCCAAGAACGCCCUGGUUUCGGCCCACAUUCCAUGUCAUACUGUACAAGCCCCGCCCCCAGCCUUACACUUCAAGGCCUACCGGCAGCAGCCGGGAUUGUCAGCGAGCUGUGAAGGGGAUCCGCUCUGCCCCCUAGAGGCUGACGCCAUGGAGGAGCUGCAGGAGGACGAGCAGAUCGACAGAAAGGAGGGAGACGCCGGAUGCCGGCCGGCCUCCGCCACGAGCGAAUUGACCCUGCUGGAGCUCAGUCUCGGGGCAGACCGGCCUCCAGCGCCAGGGGACUCUGGACAGCACCAGGUGCAGCUUGAGCAGCCUGGUCUAGUCCAGAAACAGGGCAAAAGCAUGAAUAUGGAGGGUGUAGGACCUGUUGAGGACAUGGAGAUGGACACCAGUGGGCUCAGGGAGCCUAAUCCCAGUGGGACAGAAGCUCACCUACAGAAACUUGGGUUGACGAUGCCCUCUGCACUGGCCAAGCAGGGCAGCCUUACCAUCUCAAGGGAUCUCCCCUCCAUAGACCCUCAGCCUAGGGAAUAGGGGCUGCUGCUUGGCACUUUGCAGUUCUAUCUCAAGCCUGCAGGGGGCACACUGGCGAGCUUCUAAAAAAGAGCCAAAGGAAGCAAUGCAAUUUAGUCUGGUUGGUAAAGGAUCCAGUAGCCGGCUCCCCACUCUUUUUCCUGCAGUCCUCUUACCUGCAUGGGGGCGGGAUCUAUAGUACUGCAGUUCUCCUCCGACCUGCAUGGGGGCAGGGUCUGUAGUACUGCAGUUCUCCUCCGACAUGCAUGGGGGCGGGGUCUGUAGUGCUGCAGUUCUCCAACAUGCAAUGGGGGCGGGGUCUGUAGUGCUGCAGUUCUCCAACAUGCAAUGGGGGCGGGGUCUGUAGUGCUGCAGUUCUCCUCCGACAUGCAAUGGGGGGUGGGGUCUGUAGUACUGCAGUUCUCCUCCGACAUGCAUGGGGGCGGGGUCUGUAGUGCUGCAGUUCUCCGACAUGCAAUGAGGGCGGGGUCUGUAGUACUGCAGUUCUCCUCCGACAUGCGAUGGGGGCGGGGUCUGUAGUAAUGCAGUUCUCCUCCGACAUGCAUGGCGGUGGGGUCUGUAGUGCUGCAGUUCUCCUCCGACAUGCAAUGGGGGGUGGGGUCUGUAGUACUGCAGUUCUCCUCCGACAUGCAUGGGGGCAGGGUCUGUAGUGCUGCAGUUCUCCUCCGACAUGCAAUGGGGGCGGGGUCUGUAGUACUGCAGUUCUCCUCCGACAUGCGAUGGGGGCGGGGUCUGUAGUAAUGCAGUUCUCCUCCGACAUGCAUGGCGGUGGGGUCUGUAGUACUGCAGUUCUCCUCCGACAUGCAUGGGGGCAGGGUCUGUAGUACUGCAGUUCUCCUCCGACAUGCAUGGGGGCAGGGUCUGUAGUACUGCAGUUCUCCUCCGACAUGCAUGGGGGCGGGGUCUGUGGUACUGCAGUUCUCCUCCAACCUGCAUGGGGGUGGGGUCUGUGGUACUGCAGUUCUCCUCCAACCUGCAUGGGGGCGGGGUCUGUAGUGCUGCAGUUCUCCUCCAACAUGCAGUGGGGUCAGGGUCUGUAGUACUGCUGUUCUCCUCCGACAUGCAUGGGGGUAGGGUCUGUAGUGCUGCAGUUCUCCUCCAACCUGCAUGGGGGCAGGGUCUGUAGUACUGCAGUUCUCCUUCGAC
Messenger RNA from Brienomyrus brachyistius, 5599 nucleotides. RefSeq names its product protein phosphatase Slingshot homolog 1-like. Gene Ontology annotation, molecular function: protein tyrosine/serine/threonine phosphatase activity; actin binding. The transcript is spliced from 16 exons. NCBI's taxonomy places the organism in Eukaryota, Metazoa, Chordata, Actinopteri, Osteoglossiformes, Mormyridae. Gene Ontology annotation, cellular component: cytoplasm. Bases 1799 to 4453 code for a protein of 884 amino acids. Gene Ontology annotation, biological process: negative regulation of actin filament polymerization; actin cytoskeleton organization; protein dephosphorylation. The record is from RefSeq and is a predicted model, not a curated record.